This is a messenger RNA of Phodopus roborovskii (desert hamster), 419 nucleotides long. RefSeq names its product small nuclear ribonucleoprotein E-like. Gene Ontology annotation, molecular function: RNA binding. The coding region runs from base 14 to 292 and encodes 92 amino acids. Gene Ontology annotation, biological process: spliceosomal snRNP assembly; mRNA splicing, via spliceosome. Gene Ontology annotation, cellular component: U5 snRNP; U4/U6 x U5 tri-snRNP complex; U1 snRNP. The transcript has a single exon. Lineage: Eukaryota; Metazoa; Chordata; Mammalia; Rodentia; Cricetidae. The record is from RefSeq and is a predicted model, not a curated record.
UGUGACUUCCACCAUGGUGUACCGCAGCCAGAGCCAGAAGGUGCAGAAGGUGAUGGUGCAGCCCAUCAACCUCAUCUUCAGAUACUUGCAGAAUAGGCCCCGGAUUCAGGUGUGGCUAUAUGAGCAAGUGAAUAUGUGGAUAGAGGGUUGUAUUAUUGACUUUGAUGAGUACAUGAACCUUGUAUUAGAUGAUGCAAAAGAAAUUCACUCUAAAAUAAAGUCAAGGAAACAACUGGGUCGGAUCAUGCGGAAAGGAGACAAUAUUACUCUGCUCCAAAGUGUUUCCAACUAGAAACUCAGGCACUCAAAGUUGAAGAAGUAGUACAGUAUUUAAAGGUGUCUUCUGCUCAGAACAGUCUGAAACAUUUAUUCAUAUUGUCUUAGUGGCCCUUAUGUUAUUAUCAGGUGACAAUAAAUGC